Spathaspora passalidarum NRRL Y-27907 is the source of this 1455-nucleotide messenger RNA. RefSeq names its product DNA-(apurinic or apyrimidinic site) lyase (gene APN2). Gene Ontology annotation, cellular component: nucleus. Lineage: Eukaryota; Fungi; Ascomycota; Pichiomycetes; Serinales; Debaryomycetaceae. The transcript has a single exon. Bases 1 to 1455 code for a protein of 484 amino acids. The record is from RefSeq and is a predicted model, not a curated record. Gene Ontology annotation, biological process: base-excision repair. Gene Ontology annotation, molecular function: double-stranded DNA 3'-5' DNA exonuclease activity; DNA-(apurinic or apyrimidinic site) endonuclease activity; phosphoric diester hydrolase activity.
AUGAAUAUCAAAGACCUUCAAACUCAGGAUCCUCUUAACAAGAUCCAUAGAAAAAAGUCAUCUCAAUCAGUAAGAUUCGUUACUUUCAACGUCAACGGUGCCAAAACUUUAUUCAACUACCAUCCUUGGACUAAGUUCAAUAAUGACUUGAACCUGGUUUUCACUCUGUUACAAGCUGACGUAAUAACACUACAGGAGUUGAAAGUAUCACCCUCUAACUUGAGCACCAUUAAGGAUGUUGGACAUUUGCAAAAUUAUAAGUCCUUUAUUAGUUUACCCAGGGUCAAGAAAGGGUAUAGCGGAGUUGGAGUUUUCGUAAGAAUACCACAAGAAAACGAGUCAAAUGCGGUCAAGAGAUCCUUAACUGUUGUUAAAGCAGAAGAAGGAAUAACAGGCUGGUUAUGCCCGAGGAAUUCAAAACUAUCAUAUCGUACAAUGGACAAAGAACAACAAAUUGGAGGUUAUGUGGACGAUUUAGAUUCACAACAAGGAUUGAAUCUAGAUAGUGAAGGUCGAUGCGUUGUGAUUGAAUUUACGAAUAAUCUAGUUGUAUUUUCAUUAUAUUGCCCUGCAAAUUCUCUGGGAACCGAAGAAGGGGAAGAAUUUAGAUUAAAGUUUAUGAAAGUAUUAUUUGAACGAUGUUACAAUUUGAAAUUCAAAUUAGGUAAAGAAGUUCUAAUAAUGGGAGAUAUCAACAUCAGCACCGACUUAAUCGACCAUGCACAAACGAUAGAAGACAUGGUGCUUAAUCGUCUAGGCAAAAAUUCUCCAAAUGGAAACAAUUUCGAAACCAUAAACUAUGAGCAAUGCUGUGACUUCAAGAAAUCAACACCUGCAAGACACUUACUCAAUGAAUAUGUCAUACCAGGUCUAUGGCACGACUUGAGCCUUCAAUCCUCACCCAGUGAUUCACACCGGAAACAGUUCUUGUAUGAUACAACCAGAUUUUUGCAAGGUAGAAGAAUGAAAAUGUAUACAGUGUGGAACACACUCACAAACUCACGAGCGGUGAAUUUCGGAUCAAGGAUUGAUUUAAUAUUGACUAGUUCGUACCAUAUGGUAAAACUGGUAUCCCAGGCAGAUAUUUGGGAGUUUAUCCUUGGAUCGGAUCAUUGUCCUGUCUUUACUGAUUUCGAGGCAGGCUAUGAUGAUUUGAAACAAGAAGAGGAGGUUGUAUUGCCUUGCGUCACCCUUCCCUUUGAGGCAAAAUUGCAUUAUAAAUUGACGAAAAACCGAGAUAUCUCGCUGUUGUUUGCACCCAGAAAAUCAAAGUCGACUGAUCUGGUAGAAGUAACUCCUCUACUGGAUUCGGCAAAUCUGCAAUCACUGACCCAGGCUGAAGACUCAGCAAGUGAACAACCUGCAAAGAGACCUAAAUUAAACUAUGUUAGUAGGAAAGUUGACAAAUCUCAGAAAAAAGGCAAUCAAAAAUCGAUAAGUAGUUUCUUCCUGUAA